GCUUCUUGCUUUUGAUAUUGUGUUAAAGAGUAAUAAGAGAGCCCUUAACCAACUGUAUGUUUAAUAACUCUACAAGGUACUGAAUUGCAUGUGGUGAAGUCGUCAAGUAAUUACUGACAUUCGUUAUGAAACCCAGAUGUAGCUGUUGUUGAUGUUAAAUGCUGGAUUGUAUCAACCUCUAAAGACAAAAUGCUGUUGCACCCAGUCAUAUCCAAGCUACGUGGCAAACUUGUUGUUCUGGCCAGUGCAUCUCCGAGGCGACAAGAGAUUUUGACCAAUGCGGGUUUGCAGUUUGAAGUGGUGCCCUCUUGGUUUAAAGAGACUUUGGACAAGGCCUUGUUUAAAACGCCCUAUGAAUACGCAGUGGAAACGGCAAAGCAUAAGGCCCUGGAAGUGGCUCAGAGAAUGCCAAUUAAACACCUGAAAAAACCAGAUAUAGUGAUUGGGGCAGACACUGUAGUGACAGUGGAUGGUUUAAUUCUGGAGAAGCCUGUGGAUAAGCAAGAUGCCUACUGCAUGCUGUCUAGAUUGAGUGGAAAAGAGCACAGCGUAUUUACAGGAGUGGUCAUAGUCCUCUGUCGUGAAAGAGAGGGUGGGGAAACCGAGCAUAAAGUGGUGGACUUCUAUGAGGAGACGAAGGUGAAGUUUGCAGAGCUGUCCCAGGAGAUGCUCUGGGAAUAUAUUAACAGUGGAGAGCCCAUGGACAAGGCUGGUGGUUAUGGAAUCCAGGCUUUGGGUGGCAUGCUGGUGGAAUACGUGCAAGGAGAUUUUCUAAACGUGGUGGGCUUCCCACUAAAUCACUUCUGUAAACAGCUGGGAAAGAUUUACCACAGCUCACCCGAGAGCCCUGCUUAUAACAUAAAGAAAACAGCAGUGUGUGAUGGGCCAUGUACUGCUGUCAGCUGCCUGUCUGAAAAAACUGUACGACCCGAUAACAGCAACUUCAACAACUCUGACUCCGUGCACGAUGUGGUGGGACCUGAGGGUACCAAGAGCAACACUGAGGGAUUCCCCCACAGCAUAGUGGAACUACUUGAUGGAUUUAAAGCGUCAAAGACUUUGUUCACAGCAUCCAAGUUGGGUGUGUUUGAUGUUCUGAGUGAUUCUGGCCUUACAGUGGAGGAAGUAGCCAAUCGAAUUGAUGCCUCAUUGCUGGGCACUGAAAGAUUACUGGAUGCUGCUGUAUCCUUAGGGCUACUACAUAAGCUCAAAUGUGAAAUCGAGCCUGUGUAUAGGAACACAGAGCAGGCCAGACAGUUCCUGGUAUCAGACAGCCCCCUGUCUCUGCAUGCGUACAUCCUACACUGCAACGACAUGAUCUGGCCACUCUUCACCCACCUAGAGAGUGCUGUGAGGGAGGGAACAAAUCAGCAUGAGAGGACUCUUGGGAAGAAGUCUGAAAAUGUGAUUCAGGAUGUGAAUUCAAAAAAAGAUGACGUGAUGAGGCACUUUAUGAAUGCCAUGCACAGCAUUGCUAAUGUGACUGGAAAAGAUGUGGCCACAGCAUUCAAUCUAUCUCGUUUCAGAACAGCCUGUGAUGUUGGAGGCUGUACUGGUGCCAUGGCCUAUGAGUUCACCAAAGCCCAUCCAGAACUGUCUGUAAUUGUUUUUGACUUGCCAGCAGUUAUUGAAAUGAGAAGGCACUUCCAAUCUAAAGACCAGGAUAGCAGAGUGUCAUUUGUUGCAGGAGAUUUCUUCAAAGAUGACCUACCCAAAGCAGACCUCUAUAUUCUCGCACGAAUUCUCCAUGAUUGGUCUGAUGAGAAAGUACAUGAGCUGUUGAGUAAAUUGUCCGAGACAUGCACUCCAGGCUGUGGUUUGCUGCUCUCAGAGAUUCUGCUGGAUGAGGAGAGGACCAGGCCAAGUCGAGCCCUGCUGCAGGCACUCAGCAUGACUGAAGGGAGGCAGAGGAGUGCCACUGAGUACAGUAACUUAAUGAAGAAGCAUGGCUUCAGUCCUGUACAUACCCGAUACACAGACAAUCUACUAGAUGCCAUGCUGUUUGUGAAAGAUGAUCAAACUUAACCAGUUUGUUCUUCUGUGGUUGCCUGAAAAGCUUAAAAUGUACAAAACGCUGACUACGUUUACAUGGACAGCAGUAAUUAUUGACCUUAUUCUGAAUAAGACAAUAUUGUGAUUAAGGUGUUUACAUGAGUAGCUUUUAGAAUAUUCAUUUCAUGUUCCCAUUUUACAUGUUAUAGAACAUAGAUCCAUUAAUGGCACAUGCCAUUACGUCCCCACGCCCUGCCAUCCGACAUUCCCUCCAGAAUUUCACGUAUUAACAUACAGUUCAUCUUCGUUAUGGUACCAUAUACAGUUUUGGGUGUUUCAAUUUUAAUUUCAUGAAAGCUUCAAGUGCAGUUAAUUAUUUGUCAUGCUAUACGUGCAAAUAGUCGACUGCUUGAAGCCAUGGCAAACGAGAGCACGGCUGCGUCCGAAACUGCAUACUUACCUACUAUAUAGUAACUGAAAAACAUGUAUUUUGCCUACUAUAUAGUAAGUGAAAUACAUGUAUCUCGGCUACUAUACAGUAGGUAAGUACGUGGUUUCGGACGCAGCCGUGCUCUCUUGUUUGCUGUAAAACGGUUGAGCACUGCCGUGUGUGUACGUGUGCUGUCGCAAAAUGCAUUGAAAACUCCCACACAACAUUAAUAGUGUGAUUAAGGUGUUUACAUGCCUGUAACGCACUUCGAUAAUACGACUAAAAUAGGAAUACCUCACGUGUCUUAAUUUUAUUUGUGUUUACUUCGAGUAUGACUUUAGUCGGAUUAAGGUAAUCAAUAAUUGCUGUUUACAUGGUAGUUUCUUAGAGUAUUGUCUUAAUCGGGUUAAUAUUGGAUUAUUGUUGUCCAUGUAAACGUACUGACUAGGAAUUUUUAUACUAUAUGGCAACUUUUAACUGUCCAGGAAUUUAUUAAUUGUCAAUUAAAUGUUUCAGGCUGUCUCCUGUACAUCUGUAAAUAAUUAUUAAUUUCUUAAAGAUAUAAGAUGUAUCUCAUCUUAUCCAAUAAUUAAAUAAAAGUGACUUGUACAAA
Messenger RNA from Ictalurus punctatus (channel catfish), 3035 nucleotides. RefSeq names its product acetylserotonin O-methyltransferase-like (gene asmtl). NCBI's taxonomy places the organism in Eukaryota, Metazoa, Chordata, Actinopteri, Siluriformes, Ictaluridae. The record is from RefSeq and is a predicted model, not a curated record. Gene Ontology annotation, molecular function: nucleoside triphosphate diphosphatase activity; O-methyltransferase activity. The transcript has 14 exons. The coding region runs from base 190 to 2025 and encodes 611 amino acids.